Molecule: messenger RNA, 4080 nt
Organism: Oncorhynchus gorbuscha (pink salmon)
Lineage: Eukaryota; Metazoa; Chordata; Actinopteri; Salmoniformes; Salmonidae
Product: palmitoyltransferase ZDHHC18-B-like
Exons: 8
Coding region: 1499-2644 (381 amino acids)
Biological process (GO): peptidyl-L-cysteine S-palmitoylation; protein targeting to membrane
Cellular component (GO): Golgi apparatus; endoplasmic reticulum
Molecular function (GO): protein-cysteine S-palmitoyltransferase activity
Source: RefSeq, a predicted model, not a curated record
AAGAAAAGGGUGUAAGCGAAAAUAUUGACUUCAUUCCUUGCCAGCAAAUUAUGAACGCUGUAAACAUUUCAUAGCAAUCAUAACCAAAGGUUAUCUAUUAUAUUGACAAGAUAGCCCAGUGACCGCUCUAACAAUGGAAAUAUAGGUCCUCAAUUAGUAAAGGCGAGUGAGGUCAGGUGGGACCACUUUAGCCCAUAGACAAUGUGUGCGCGUCCUCCGCUAUCAUUACCACCAGUUGGCCAGCGCCUCAGAGGGCAGAUACCCGUGUGAACAACAGGCACAAGUAGUAAGAUGUUGUGUUCGUAAAUUACAUCUGGAGUGCCAUAGUGCGCACUCGAGCUUGCAAGCUACUUCGAGACACAAACGAGAGCACCCCUCACUCUGACGAUUUUACCAGCCCCAGCAGAGCUGUUUAGGGCUGUGUUCAUACUAACUUGAUCGUUAGUGACCAACUGUGCUGCUAGCAACAAUUUCAUACCGUUUUUUAAACCACCUUUUGCGGACACCUGUUGUAUUCAAAGGGUGUUGCGCGUUUGUAAAUCAUCAGUUAUUCUGCUCUGACACUCAAACGAGUAGAUAACCUCAAUGUACCAACGCACCCGACCGGACUCGUUUUUCUCAACGUUGCUGGAAUGCCACGUGCAUCCACUUAUAUCAGAACAAUUAACAGCCUGAACAAUACGAAACUUUUUUAAGAUCAAACAAGUAAUUCGACACUAUCAUAAACCUCCAUAUUAAAAAGGGUUUAUCUUUUGGGCGGAGUAAAUUCUCACUCCAUAGGGCUGGACCAUACAUUUACAUUUACAUUUAAGUCAUUUAGCAGACGAUAUAAGUACACCUGACCUGCACGCUUUCCUGAAUUUAAUAGACUGCACAAGACCAAAACAAAUCAUAUUUCGAUAAAUGUUUAUGUUUAACAGACUGUCUGCAGUCGGUUAGUUAGCGUCGAUUCGUAGCUACGAAAACUCCCUCAUCUGUCAACAUCACCGGGAAAUGUGACGUUACUUUCUGUCUGGAAGUGUAGGAGUUGGUGGGCUCAUAUAGGAUACAACUGUCCGUAUCAGACCCCUGGUAUGGUACCAAUAGACCUGCUGUGAUAUGUACUCUACUAUCCACUCGUCUGCUCAUCCGUGUUGGGCUCGUUAACCAGCUUAGCGGUCUGCUGAUGAAAUGGGUCACACACAGCUGGUAAUUAGCUAGAUCGGAGGAUCAUUUAAAAGUCUAGUUCUCUUCAAUGACUGUAUUUUGGGGACAUUAUUUUCAUACACUGGAUAGUGGAUACGCUUGGUGGUGGUGGUGUUGUUGAGUCAAUGACGACAUGCUCCACUAAUUUCCCGGCGCUGUAACAUGUUUGUAGUGAAUGUUCCUGGCAACGCGCUAGGCUGUUAACUACAUUAGGCAUCUAUCUAGCUUGCUAACUAGGUAUCGGUGACUGCUCAAUCUGCUCCGGAGGCCCAAGACUGGGAGAAAUAAAAGUAGUCCGUUUUUUUCGAAAAUCAUGAACAAUUGCGAAUACCAACAAAUCGAACCGCUGUCACUUCCAACUCCGCGACCCGCAGCUGUAGAAGAAGAGGAAAAGGCACGGAGAAAAUGGGAAGUUUUCCCCGGAAAGAAUCGCUUCUACUGCGAUGGACGGCUCAUCGUGGCUCAACAAAGCGGUGUCCUGCCACUCACCCUCGGCCUCAUUCUUGUCACCACCGUACUGUUCUUUGUAUUUGACUGUCCCUUCCUGGUGAAGCACCUGACUGUGUUCAUCCCAGCGAUUGGAGGAGUUCUGUUUGUGUUCGCUGUCAUCUCUCUCCUGCAGACCAGCUUCACUGACCCUGGCAUCCUGCCCCGGGCCACGCCGGACGAGGCCGCGUACAUUGAGAAGCAGAUCGAUAACUCUGGCUCUUCCACCUACCGACCCCCUCCCCGCACCAAGGAGGUGGUAAUCAACCAGCAGGUAGUGAAGCUCAAGUACUGUUUCACCUGCAAGAUGUUCCGGCCACCGCGCACCUCCCACUGCUCCCUCUGUGACAACUGUGUGGAGCGAUUCGACCACCAUUGUCCCUGGGUGGGGAAUUGUGUUGGGAAGAGGAACUAUCGUUUCUUCUACACCUUCAUCGUCUCUCUAUCCUUCCUGACAGCCUUCAUCUUCGGCUGCGUCGCCACACAUCUCACACUGAGGGCACAAGCGGGGAGAGGCCUUAUUUUUGCUCUUCAGGAGAGUCCAGCCAGUGCUGUGGAGCUGGUGAUUUGCUUCUUUUCAGUUUGGUCCAUAUUGGGCCUCUCAGGCUUCCAUACCUACCUGGUUGCUUCUAACCUGACCACAAAUGAAGAUAUCAAAGGCUCGUGGUCGGGGAAGAGUGAGGUGGAGGACACCGGUAACCCCUACAGCUAUAACAACAUCAUGACUAACUGCUGCUCUGUACUCUGUGGGCCCAUGCCUCCCAGUUUGAUUGACAGGCGAGGCUUCGUACCAGUGGAGCAGUCAUCGCAGACAGUUUCCAUGGAGAUGGUGCUGCCCAUGCUGGCUGCUAAGGAGAAUAAAGUGGUAGGAGGGCCCACGCCGUCCCAGCUGCCCCCCUCCCGUGCCUUGCAGGUUACCCCCUCCCCUCUACCUGCAACCCCCCCCCAGCCUGACUGGCAGACCUCAGUUUAGUUGCCUGUUCUAACACUGUUUCCUGACUGGCUGUUGUGUAUGGGGUCACCCUCUCAUGACAGUCUCAGACCAGUGUACUGUAUUACUGUUGGUCAGGAUCCAGUACAGACCAGUGUACUGUAUUACUGUUAGUCAGGAUCCAGUACAGACCAGUGUACUGUAUUACUGUUGGUCAGGAUCCGGUACAGACCAGUGUACUGUAUUACUGUUGGUCAGGAUCCGGUACAGACCAGUGUACUGUAUUACUGUUGGUCAGGAUCCGGUACAGACCAGUGUACUGUAUUACUGUUGGUCAGGAUCCGGUACAGACCAGUGUACUGUAUUACUGUUGGUCAGGAUCCGGUACAGACCAGUGUACUGUAUUACUGUUGGUCAGGAUCCAGUACAGACCAGUGUACUGUAUUACUGUUGGUCAGGAUCCAGUACAGACCAGUGUACUGUAUUACUGUUGGUCUGGAUCCAGUACAGACCAGUGUACUGUGUUACUGUUGGUCAGGAUCUGGUAUUCAGGACAUUGCAUAUGGUGGUGUUUCUUGUUCCUGGUAGCCCAGUCUACACCAGACUGUUUGUUGUUUACCGCUGAAAAGACCAUCUCUGGAACAAGGAAGUGAAACCGCCUGCUAGGCCAUGUUUGACCUGGGUGUAGCUCAACCGUUAGUUACUCACGUCAUUCUGUGCCUUAACGUUAUAACCAGGCAACUCGGGGUUAUGUCUUUCAUUUAAAGGGGAACCCAGCCUAUAUAUCUGAUUCAUCCACUUCCUAGCUUAUUUAGAGGUUGAGCCGUUGUUGUUUUGAGGUCCAGGAGAAACUUAAAUACCAGGGAGUUUAUUAGAACAUGUUUGUUUCCAUAGUGUGACUGCCACUGGGCUAUUUAGUUCUGUCUUAUGGUAGUGGCUCUCUCCAACCCGUCAGACUGUCUGCCUCUUCCAAACCAACAGGCCUUUCUGCUGUUUACAGUCAAGCAAUAUACAGACAAUCUGACCUAACCUUGGUUUACUUUAAGGAUACAAGUGCUCAGUCUUGUCUGCUGGGAGUUUGCAUAUUAUAUAUAUUUUUGCACAGAAGGAGUUAGACCAUAGACUAUGCUCAGUAUUUAUACUUUUUAGCAAAAUACAUGUUGGUAAUGGAGGUGAUUACUGUUGAGAAUGUACCUGUAACACAUGUUGGUAAUGGAGGUGGUUACUGUUGAGAAUGUACCUGUAACACAUGUUGAUAAUGGAAGUGGUUACUGUUGAGAAUGGACCUGUAACACAUGUUGGUAAUGGAAGUGGUUACUGCUGAGAAUGGACCUGUAACACAUGUUGGUAAUGGAGGUGGUUACUGCUGAGAAUGUACCUGUAACACAUGUUGGUAAUGGAAGUGGUUACUGUUGAGAAUGUACCUGUAACACAUGUUGGUAAUGGAGGUGGUUACUGCUGAGAAUGUACCUGUAACA